Messenger RNA from Dioscorea cayenensis subsp. rotundata (Guinea yam), 2740 nucleotides. Its product is annotated as multiple RNA-binding domain-containing protein 1. NCBI's taxonomy places the organism in Eukaryota, Viridiplantae, Streptophyta, Magnoliopsida, Dioscoreales, Dioscoreaceae. Gene Ontology annotation, molecular function: RNA binding. The record is from RefSeq and is a predicted model, not a curated record. The transcript has 15 exons. The coding region runs from base 76 to 2514 and encodes 812 amino acids.
CCAAGCCGCAGGUGAGAAGAGAGAAACGCGAUAUUUAAACCCUAGAAAGGGAGCGAAAGAGCAAGAGAGCGAGCAAUGUCUAGGGUUUGUGUGAAAAAUCUGCCGAAAUAUGUGAAUGAGGAUAGGAUUCGGGAUUUCUUCUCGCAGAGAGGGGAGCUCACUGAUGUGAAGCUCAUGCGCACCAGAGAUGGGAAAAGUAGGCAGUUUGCUUUUGUGGGGUUUCGGAGUGAGAGUGAAGCCAGGGAAGCUAUCGAUUAUUUUGAUAAGUCUUAUAUGGAUACUUGCAGAAUCACUUGUGAGGUUGCUCGGAAAGUCGGAGAUCCGGAUAUACCUCGUCCAUGGAGUUCCCACUCCAAAAAGAAAGGCAGCUCUUUAGAUGAAAAUAACAAAGAUGGAUCUGGUAUGAAAGUUGAAAAACAGGGUUCCUCAAAUGUCAAGGUGAAAAAUCACAAAAGCACUGAGAAUAAAGAUCCUCAGCUGCAAGAGUUUCUUCAAGUCAUGCAGCCUCGUGUUAAGUCUAAAAUAUGGGCGAAUGAUACCUUGGGUGAAGCUAACCUUGUUGACCAAGGUGGUAAAACUGAUGAUGAAGAAGAACAGCCCCCGAAAGUCAAGAAGAAGCUAUCAGCGAAGAAACAUCAAUCAGAGCUUGUGCAUGAUGAUUCUGUUGAAGCUUCUCCAAUAAGUCAAUCCCAUGAAGUCCCAGGAGAUGAAUCUACAGAUUUGGAUUAUUUUAAGAGUAGAGUAAAGAAAAAUUGGUCAGAUUCCGAAUCAGAUGACGAAGAAAUGCACACCGGAAAUGCAGGCAAUGAGAACAAGGAGAGUAAAAUGAUGGCUGGAAAAGGUGAUCUUUCAGAUGGUUCUGAUGGUAAAAACUUGGAUGAGAAUCACCCAUCAUUGCCUUCUGAUGACCAUGACUCACAAGCCUUGGUCACUAACCGUCUGUUUGUCCGUAACCUUUCAUACACAACAGAUGAAGCUGAAUUGAUGGAGCUCUUUAGCCAUUAUGGUGAUGUGUCACAAGUCCAUAUUGUAGUUGACAAGGUCACAAAAUAUUCUAAAGGUUUUGCCUUUGUGCAGUACAAGCUUCCUGAAUCAGCUGCCAGGGCAUUGGAAGAACUUGACCACUCAAUAUUUCAGGGCAGGCUGUUACAUGUUAUCCCUGCAAAAGCACAGAUUGUGUCCACUGAUCAAAAGUCUGAUCGGUCUGCUAUCCAAGAUAAUAAAAGUUUUAAGCAGAAAAGGAAAGAGCAGAAGAAGGCAUCUGAAACUACUGGUGAUACACGAGCAUGGAACAGCUUGAUCACACACCCAAAUACUGUUGUCGAAAAUAUUGCUAGGAAACAUGGUAUCAGUAAAAGUGAAUUGCUUGAUCGGGAAGCAGAUGACCUGGCUGUACGAGUUGCACUCGGAGAAACAUAUGUCAUAUCAGAAACUAAAAAAGCUCUAUCAAAUGCUGGGGUUAAUAUUAUUGCAUUAGAGGAGUCUGUUUCCAAGAGAGGUGGCAGUAUAGAAAGAAGCAACAAAAUAAUAUUAGCCAAGAACUUGCCAUACAGUACUUGUGAAAGAGAUCUUGCUGACAUGUUUGGGAAAUUUGGGAGUGUGGACAAAAUCAUUCUUCCUCCAACCAGAGUUUUAGCACUGGUUAUCUUUCUUGAAGCCUCAGAAGCUGCUAAAGCUUUCAAGCACUUAAUAUAUGAACAAUACAAUGGCGCUGUGUUAUACUUAGAAUGGGCACCAAGCAACAUCUUAUCCCAAAAUGUAAAAGCAGUGAAAGAUGGGCCUGCAGGUGUUGUGAGUGACGAAAAUAUUAAGAGUUUGUUACUGGAACAAAGCAUUGAGGGAUUAACAGAAGAUGAGAUAGAUCCUGAUAGGGCUGAGUCGCGGACUAUAUAUGUAAAGAAUUUGAAUUUCAAGACAUCUGAUGAGAUCUUAAAAAAGCAUUUCAGUGAUCAUAUGACCAAAGGAAGCAUAAGAAGUGUCAAGGUGAAAACUCACAUUAAGAAUGGCAAGAACCUCUCAAUGGGUUUUGGUUUUAUUGAAUUUGAUUCUGUUGAUACAGCUACAAAUGUAUGCAGAGAGUUACAGGGGACAGUUCUGGAUGGUCAUGCUCUAAUAUUGCAACUUUGUCAUGGCAAAAAAGAUGAUCAAGUUUUGAAGAGAGAUGAGAAGGAUAAGAGUUCGACGAAACUAAUUGUGAGAAACGUGGCAUUUGAAGCAACUGAAAAAGAUUUAAGGCAGCUAUUUAGUCCAUUUGGCCAGAUUAAGAGCUUGAGAUUGCCAAUGAAGGUCGGUAAACACAGGGGUUUUGCAUUUGUGGAGUUUGUAACAAAGCAGGAGGCGAAGAAUGCCAUUCAAGCUCUCUCAAGCACGCAUCUCUAUGGCCGUCAUUUGGUCAUUGAACAAGCAAAAGCUGGAGAAACCCUAGAGGAGCUGAGAGCCAGAACUGCUGCUCAUUUUGUUGAUGAUCAUGUUGGAUUUCAGAAUCAACCAUCCAAAAAGAGAAAGGUUAGUUAAUAUGGAAUAAAUCUCUGAUAAAUUAUCGGAAUGAAAAAAAAUUUGUCGACUAGGUUUCUAUUUGAUUGUAUUAUAGAAGAGCCUUUUUUUCCCGAUAACGUUUACAUAAUUUAUAAAUUACCAAGUGUUCCGAAGUAUCAAGAAUCAUAUCUUUUAAAGCUUGCCAAUUACAUAGAGGCGUGAUGAGUCGACUUUUUCAUUGUGAACAUGGACAUAGUUUAUUCUU